This is a messenger RNA of Symbiodinium pilosum, 1479 nucleotides long. NCBI's taxonomy places the organism in Eukaryota, Dinophyceae, Suessiales, Symbiodiniaceae. The record is from the annotation of a GenBank genome assembly.
AUGGCGCCGAAAAAAUUAACGAGCGCCACAACGACGACCUUUUCACAUACGUUUUGUGCGGAGAACCCCAACAAACUUGAUGACGUGUAUUCUGUUGAGAAGAAAGCUCUUGGAGAGGGCUCAUAUGGGCAGGUUUGCAAAGGUGUGCAUAAAGACACCGGGGCCAUUCGUGCCAUCAAGGCCAUCAACAGACACAAGAUCUCUGACCCGGCGCGGUUUCAGGUAGAAGUGGACAUACAGUCAUCUUUGGAUCAUCCGAACAUUGUCAAGCUGUAUGAAGUGUUUCAAGAUGCGAAACGCUUCUACCUAGUCAUGGAGAUUUGCUCCGGUGGAGAAUUGUUUGAGAGAAUUGUAGCUGAAUCAGAAAAGCAUGAUGGGGCUCGUGCUUUUGAUGAGCGUGGCGCUGCAACCUACAUGCAGCAGAUAUUGGGCGCCAUGAGCUACCUACACAAGAACAAUUUUGUGCACCGGGACAUCAAGCCAGAAAAUUUCCUUAUGCAGAACACAGAUGCCAAUGCGGAGAUCAAGGUGAUCGACUUUGGUCUUGCAAAACACUUUGUUCCGGGCAGUGGGUCAAGCAUGAAGACCCGCGCUGGAACCCCAUACUAUGUGGCGCCACAGGUGCUAAGUGGUGCGUAUGACGAGAAGUGUGACAUCUGGAGCUGUGGGGUGAUUUGCUAUAUCUUGAUGUGUGGUUACCCGCCAUUCUACGGUGAAAAGGACAAAGAAAUCCUUGCAAUGGUCAAGAAAGGGGAGGUGAAAUUUGAUCCGGCAGAUUGGUCUGAUGUUUCAAGCGACGCGAUCGAGUUCAUCAAGUUGAUGCUCACAUAUGACCCACGCCAGAGGCCAAGCGCUUCCACACUGUUGACGCACAAAUGGUUGACUGCUUCAGCAAGCGCGCCGGUAGGAGCUGUAGCCAAGGACUUGGGUCACAAAUUGAAGCGAUUCCAGAGCAACUCUAGGAUGAAGAAGGUGGCUUUGACCCUUAUAGCCCAGCAGCUCAAGGAUGAUGAUCUGAAGGAGCUUCGAGAUACUUUCAUCCAGCUAGACAAGAACAGAGACGGAACUCUCAGUCUGGAAGAGAUUCAGACUGGUAUGAGGACUGCAAAGGCCGAUCUGCCAGACGACAUUGUGCAGAUAGUGAAGAACCUCGAUACUGAUGGAUCUGGCAACAUUGACUAUACAGAGUUCAUGGCAGCCACCUUGACAAAGAAGCAGUACCUGAGGCGGGAAGUAAUGUGGGCAGCUUUCCGUGUCUUCGACACCAACGGUGAUGGUGUCAUCACAAAGGAUGAGUUGGCAAAGAUCCUGAAGGAAGAAGACAACAUGGCAUACAUUGAGAAGAUGGUGCAAGAUGUUGAUCUGGACUCUAAUGGAGAGAUCAGCUUCGAUGAGUUCUGUAAGAUGAUGGAGAAGGAUUCUGCUGGCAUCCUCAGUGUAGCAGCACAGUCGGAAGAUCGGAUGCUGCCCGAAGUGUAG